Messenger RNA from Prunus armeniaca (apricot), 1548 nucleotides. The record is from the annotation of a GenBank genome assembly. Lineage: Eukaryota; Viridiplantae; Streptophyta; Magnoliopsida; Rosales; Rosaceae.
AUGGGAGCGUCUCAAAGGACUGGAUGUACGUUCACUCCUUCACUUACAUGCUAUGAAGCUGGCCGAUUGGGGCAGGGGGUUCUUAUAUGCCGGAAAGUCUUCCCUUAUGACACCGUUGAGGUUCCAGCAGCCAUGCCACAAAGAGGCCAGUUCAGAAAGUAUGCCAUGUUGAACGUUGCUCCUAUCCCGCUGCCUACUCUUGGAGACAGUCGCUCUGAGAUUUCAGUACCUUACUCACCUUAUCGGGUUAAGCGGCAGUUUGGGCUUGAUCAAGGGGUACCAAGCAGUCCUAACCAUGCUGACCCCUUCGUGCUACACAGCGUCUUCUGGAGCAAUGACCCUAUACCAAACAGUUGUAGGCCCAUUGUUUUAGCUAGCAAGAGGGGAAUUGGCAGCUUCUCCCGAGGUUACCAAGCUUACUGGAACCGCUGCCACGCCUCCUUUCGUGAAUUCCAAUCUCUUCUCGGAGAUAGAUUGCCUUCUACAACAGCUCGUCUUGUAGGCUUGGUGUCGGAAGAGAAAGCCAUCCUUCUUAGCCAAAAACGCAACUUGCCCUUCAUUUCCAAGAGCAGUGACAUUGUUGGAGAAUUUCCUAAGACAAAGCCAAAGCCAGGAGUACAGAAUCCUGGUGGGUUCCGGAAAAAGUGCAACACCAGUGUCAACCCAAGUGGCCCUCCUCGAACCAAAGAAGCAACUCCCCCGGAACGUCCACAGUCUUCAAAACCUGCUGCAUCCGAGAGCCGAGGUCAUGCUGGCAAGGUGCUGGAAACCUACCCCCUCUCCGCAAUAAGGAAAAUGGGUACCACCCCGAAGAGGAGAAGAAGUAGCACACCCUCCGUGUCCCCACAGGCUACUUCAAAAAGUCGCAGCAUGCGUGUCUUGCAAGCAAAAUUCAUUGGGACUCGUACAAGUGGUAGCAACGCCUCUGGAACUAGAACUGUGGUGACAAUUGAUGAUGACAGUGAUGACUGUGACACUACUGAGUCCGAGGCUAACACUCCGGAGCAAGAGGAUAUGGAUAACAUUGGCAACAUGCAUAAGGGUUCCGAUGGAAAUGACAAUUAUGACCACGAUGGAGAUGUUCCUUUCGAUAAUUACACAGAACAGCAAGGCGGCUUGGAUACCUUUUCUGGGUCUGUGGGUAGCAGUAUGCGCCCUGUUGGUGUCGAGCCGAUUGGGCACGUUGCCCAUAACAUGGAAAUCGUGCCCGUGGUGGCUCCCUCAUUUGACACCCUUCAUAGAUUGGUUGAGGCAGCCCUUGUGGAGUCGUUUCCGACCAUGCUGCAAACUAAUUCCCAGGACACAACAUCCAUGUUCCGAAUCACAAACCCUUUGCCUCCCAUCUUCCAGCACUUUCUUCGGAGGGACCUUGCGCCUGCCAUUUCUCCGGUUCUUCCGGCAACUCUCCGAAGCAACACCUUUGCCUUUCAUGGGACACUACCUGUUCCAUCUCACGUUCAACCGCUUCUCCGGGUGCCAGAGCCUGGUCCCUUAUCACUUCUUCCAUCGUCCUUACUUGGUGAUGCAAAUGCUGCCAAGAAUGCUUAG